Molecule: messenger RNA, 864 nt
Organism: Plasmopara halstedii
Lineage: Eukaryota; Oomycota; Peronosporomycetes; Peronosporales; Peronosporaceae
Product: ribosomal protein n-acetylase
Exons: 1
Coding region: 1-864 (287 amino acids)
Molecular function (GO): protein-N-terminal-alanine acetyltransferase activity; protein N-terminal-serine acetyltransferase activity
Source: RefSeq, a predicted model, not a curated record
AUGUUAACUGGAGUGGUGUUAGUUGGCAUUGCAGCAGGAGCCUUGGUGUUCAUAGGCUCGCUGCUAGCAGUUUUUGUGCUAUUGCACAAAGGAGGAUCUUUUGACCGCAUGGCGCUAGAAGCUGUGGGUAUGCCGAUCGCUCUAGGUGAGCAGAAGCCUUUGCUAUACGACGACCUAUUGGACAAGGCCAAUAUGCUGGAACUCCUUCCACCGCCGCUCGGAACCAAACAGCUCAAAGGAAAACGCGUGUUUGUAAAAGACUUUGUUGGUCUUGAUGACGUUGCUGAUCUCUUCGCUAUCUCAUGUGGAAAGCCACAAGCCGGUAUCUAUCGAGAUUUAAAAUUCGACGCCGACGAAAUGAUCUGGCGCUAUUUGCCACAUGGACCCUUCGCUUCAGAGGAUGAAUUUAAGAAAUUCUACUUAUCUAAGAAGAUAGACGCUCGUCACUUUGUUUUAAUGGAGUGUGAGAACAAUCAACCUAUUGGGAUGGUGACGCUCGGGAAACAUUCGCCUCGAAAUCUCCGUGUCGAGAUAAUGAACUUGUGGCUAACACCUGCUUUCCAAGGCUCAGCUGCUCUUACAGAGGCUGUGCUGCUGUUGCUGACGUAUUUGUUUGAUAAUGGAUAUCGACGAAUUGAGUGGCGAUGCGACGGACAUAAUGUCCGUGCUCGACGAGCUGCGCACUCGUUAGGUUUUACCUUUGAAGGCGUUAUGCGAAAACAUCGUAUUGUAAAAAAUUGCAACUGUGAUACAGUCGUGUUUGCUGCUAUCAACAGCGAGCGGGAAAUUAUUGUGGAGCACUUGCAACAAAAACUUCAGCAAAUCUUGCACAAGGUUUCACCAGUAGCUGAUUUAGCUACAUAG